AUGGCCAUGUCAAGCCCUGUGUCCUCUAACCAUCAGCUUGAGAGAUUGGCUGAUAUAAACCCUGUCUUUUGUGUAUUUGUCCUUCUAGCCUCUCAGGAGUCUGUGACUGUGACUGUGGAGUUUCAGGAGGGAGCUUCAUCUGUUGUUCUGUCCUGCCAGUACAGCAAAAAACUGGAAGAAAUCGCCACAGUGAAAUGGAGCCGCUUGGAUCUCAGUCCCAGUACUGUCCAUCAACGGCGAGAAGGAGACGACUUAAGAGAACAAAAUGAGUUUUUCAAAGGUCGAACAUCAAUGAAACCUGAUGCUCUAGACUCUGGUGACUUCAGCCUCACUCUGACUGAACCUCGACUUUGUGACAUUGGUACCUACAUCUGCAGCCUCCAAUAUGAAACAGAAGAAAUAACAGUGUCAGAUGUUCAGCUGAAGGUCACAGAAAAAUUUCCAACUUGGGCCAUAGUUGUCCUGACUUUCCUGGUUAUCUUCAUCAUCCUGCUUCUCUUUUUCAUUAUUUUAUGCAUUAUAAUGAUCAGGACAUGAGACGUGACCAGAUAUAAUAUAACUUAAUAAAAAUAUAUAAACCUGC
This is a messenger RNA of Poecilia latipinna (sailfin molly), 583 nucleotides long. Its product is annotated as V-set domain-containing T-cell activation inhibitor 1-like. The coding region runs from base 1 to 537 and encodes 178 amino acids. The record is from RefSeq and is a predicted model, not a curated record. The transcript is spliced from 4 exons. NCBI's taxonomy places the organism in Eukaryota, Metazoa, Chordata, Actinopteri, Cyprinodontiformes, Poeciliidae. Gene Ontology annotation, cellular component: external side of plasma membrane. Gene Ontology annotation, biological process: negative regulation of T cell proliferation; immune response; T cell costimulation.